Messenger RNA from Hipposideros armiger (great roundleaf bat), 3607 nucleotides. It is a transcript of the gene IL4R, whose product is annotated as interleukin 4 receptor. The transcript has 10 exons. Gene Ontology annotation, molecular function: protein binding; cytokine receptor activity. Gene Ontology annotation, cellular component: external side of plasma membrane; membrane. The record is from RefSeq and is a predicted model, not a curated record. Gene Ontology annotation, biological process: cytokine-mediated signaling pathway; production of molecular mediator involved in inflammatory response. NCBI's taxonomy places the organism in Eukaryota, Metazoa, Chordata, Mammalia, Chiroptera, Hipposideridae. The coding region runs from base 155 to 2611 and encodes 818 amino acids.
GGGCGCAGGAAGCUGGGCGGACUGGGUCCCGCACCCAGGAAAACCCCGAGUGGCGUCGCCGGGCCGGUCCAGGCCACCCCGCAGUCCCCACUUCCCGCUUGGGCGCUGGCUCGGCGAAUGGACCCUGAGCGCGCAGGUGCCUAAGGGUCUCCCAAUGGGGUGGCUUGGCUCCGGGCUCACGCUCCCUGUGAGCUGCCUGAUCCUGGUGUGGGCAGCAGGCGCAGGGAGUGUUAAGGUCCUGCACCCACCCACCUGCUUCUCCGACUACAUGAGCACCUCCACCUGUGAGUGGACGAUGGAUGGCCCCACCAACUGCAGCGCUGACCUCCGCCUGUCCUACCUGCUGGAUUUUCCAAACUCUGAAAACCAAACGUGUAUCCCUGAGAACAGAGAAAGCGCAGUGUGUGUGUGCGAUAUGCUGAUGGAAGACGUGGUCUAUGUGGACAUCUAUCUGCUGGACCUGUGGGCUGGGACGCGGCUGCUGUGGAAUGACACCUUCACACCCAGCAAGCGUGUGAAACCCAGGGCCCCGGAAAACCUCACGCGUCAUGCCAACGCCUUCCACAUGUGGAAGCUGACCUGGAGCACCCCGUACCCUCCUGACAAUUUCCUGUUCUCCGCACUCUCCUACCAGGUCAACAUUUCCAACGAGAACGACCCCGAGGAUUUCAUAGUCUAUGAUGUGACCCACCAGAACACCACUCUCCUCUUCCAAGCCAGUUCCCUGAGACGUGGGGCUUUCUACAGCGCACGGGUGAGGGCCCAGGCUCGGAGGUAUGACAGCCUCUGGAGUGAGUGGGGCCCCAGUGUCACGUGGCAGAACGACUACGAGUGGCCCUGGGAGCAGCACCUUCCGAUGGCCAUCAGCAUCUCCUGUGUUGUCAUCCUGGUCAUCAUCCUGUCCUGUUACUUCAGCAUCCUCAGGAUUAAGAAACAGUGGUGGGACCAAAUUCCCAACCCUGCCCACAGCCGCCUCAUGACCAUUGUCAUCCAGGAGUCUCAGGUGUCACUCUGGAGGAAGCCGCCCCGAGGUCAGGACCCAGCCAAGUGCCCACACUGGAAGACUUGCCUUACGAAGCUCCUGCCCUGCUUCCUGGAGCAUGGCACAGAAAAGGAUGACGACUCCUCCAAGGUGGCCAGACAUGGGCCUCUCCAGGGUCCCGGAAAGCCAGCAUGGCACCCUGUGGAGGUCAGCAAGACGAUUCUCUGGCCAGAGAGUACCAGCGUGGUCAAGUGCGUGGACCUGUUUGAGGCCCCAGUGGAGAGUGAGGAGGAAGAGGAAGUAGAGGAAGAUACAGGGAGCUUCUGCCCAUCACCUGAGGGCAGCGGGGCCAGCCCCCAGGACGGCAGGGAGGGCAUUGCGGCCCGGCUGACGGAGAGCCUGUUCCUGGACCUUCUUGGCGGGGAGAAUGGGGCAUUUUGCCCACAGGGCUUCGGGGAGUCCUGCCUCCUUCCACCUUCAGAAAGUGUCGGUGCUCAGAUGCCCUGGGCCGAGUUCCCAAGGGCAGGGCCCCAGGAGGCAUCGUUCCAGGGCGAGGAGCAGCCUUUGAACCCAGAGCCAAACCCUCUGUCCACACCGAGGCAGAGCCUACUCUGCCUGCCUUUCACCGAGAUGCCUACUGUUGUUGCAGACAAUCCCGCUUACCGCAGCUUCAGCAACUUCCUGAGCCAGUCGUCAGGUCCUGGAGAGCUUGACUCAGACCCAGGGCGGGCCGGACGCCUGGGGGAAGGGGACCCCGCUCUCCCCUCUGCCCCCCAGCCCUCUGAGCCACCCACUGCCCUCCAGCCUGAGCCAGAAACCUGGGAGCAUGUCCUUCGCCGGAGUGUCCUCCAGCACAGGGCGGCCCCCACCCCCGCCCCCGCCCCCACCAGUGGCUACCGGGAAUUUGCAUGCGCCGUGAAGCAGGGCAGCACCCAGGCUGGGGGAGCGGCGGGCUUCAGGCCUUCCGGAGAAGCUGGGUACAAGGCCUUCUCUGGCAUGCUUGUCAGUGGUGCCAUCUGCCCGGGAUUUGAGGCCAGCAGUGGCGAGGGAGGCUAUAAGCCCUUCCAGAGCCUUGCUCCUGGCUGCCCUGAGGCUCCGGCCCCCACGCGCGCCCCCCUGUUCACCUUCGAACUGGACAUGGAGGUCCCUCAUAGCCCUCAGAACUCACCCCUCCCAAGCCUCUCCCCAGAGGGCCUCAUGCUGGAGCCAGUGGCAAAGGGAGAGGACAGCCAGAAGCCCUGGCUCCCUCCAGAGGAAGCCACAGACCCCCUCCGGGAUGACCUGGGCAGUGGCAUUGUCUACUCAGCUCUCACCUGCCACCUGUGCGGCCAGCUGAAGCAGUGUCACGGCCCGGAGGAGCGUGGCAAGGCCCAUGUUGUGGCCACCCCCUGCUGUGGCUGCUGCUGCGAAGACAGGUCCCCAAUCCUCGUGAGCCCCCUGGGGGCCCCAGACCCCUUGCCAGGUGGGGUUCCACUGGAGGCCAGCCUCCUGAAAGCCUCCCUGGCACCCUUGGGUGUCUCAGAGGAGGGCAAGCCUUCCCUGUUUCCCCAGCCUGCUCAGAGCUCAAGCCAAACCCCCAAAGCGGUGGCCACGCUCUCUGCAGGGCCCACGUGCGUGAGUGCUUCCUAGGUAUGUGCCCUCUUGUCGUUGAGGUCUACAGGUGAGGACUGGGCCUUCCCAUGCCUGCCAGACACCUCCUCCUUGAAGGCAGCCAGGCUCUCAGAUUUCCGAAAAACUCAGAGAAUCCUGGUAUGAAGUGGGAAGUUGUCUGACACUGGAAGUUGUCAGACACCCCCACCCCCCCGCCAUCCCGUUCCCAACACUGACAGCUCAGCACAUCCUGUGGGAGUGGAGGGUGCCUGGCAGCUGUGUCCACAGCAGACGGCCCCAGGAAUUAGGAGGAUCCUGCACAUCUCGGCUUGUGAACGAACGAGCCAUUGGCCACUGCAUAGCUGCUCCGGCAUACUGUCCACCUAGUCUGCUGCCCAUGUCUUGCCCAGUCCUGGGAUUAGCUGCUGCUGUAUUACCGGAUUGGACGCUGAGCCUAGAAACUGACCGAGCCAAUGGGCAUGCCCUGGGAGGCCUUGGAAACUGAUGGGAAAUCGAGGUCCUGGGAGUGUGGUCGUUUGCCCAGAGGUGCCCAUUCAUUCAACAGAGCUUCAUGAGGUUGAUGCUGGAGGCAAGGUCUGGGCUGUGGAGGGGUGUGACGGUGAUAGAGAAGCACAUGAAAAAUGGUGGUUACCAAGCAGCGACAGUUUGCUGUCAGGUUCCUACACAACUGUAAGACUGGGGGCUCCUGUUAAGCGUGGGUCCCCCACCCCAGAAUAAACAUGCCCAGCUACCUUGGGGGCCGGUCUGUGCCCUCACAGACCCCGUUGCUGGCAGCCACAGAGACCAGAGGGAGGAGGGUUCUUGCCUGAGAUCCAGCUGAGCUGGGCAUUCCAGCAAUUACCCUGGACGUUGGCCCAGAUCUCAGGUUGAGUAACACUUGUUUGCGUGCAUGUCAAAGAUUGUUUAAAACCUGGUGUUUCUGUUUGAGGAGUGUGGAAUGGGAGGAGGUGGAGUUUUAUAUAAACAAAAGUUCUUUAUCUUCUUUUUUCACAUAUUAAACACUGCCAAGCAUCA